This is a messenger RNA of Microsporum canis CBS 113480, 2247 nucleotides long. RefSeq names its product sorting nexin Mvp1. Gene Ontology annotation, cellular component: endosome. The record is from RefSeq and is a predicted model, not a curated record. The coding region runs from base 1 to 2247 and encodes 748 amino acids. The transcript is spliced from 5 exons. Gene Ontology annotation, molecular function: phosphatidylinositol-3-phosphate binding. Gene Ontology annotation, biological process: retrograde transport, endosome to Golgi; protein targeting to vacuole. Lineage: Eukaryota; Fungi; Ascomycota; Eurotiomycetes; Onygenales; Arthrodermataceae.
AUGUCGCUCUUCGGUUCCUCUCCCGAGGACUCCCCGCUAGCGAGCAAGGCCGCGCAACCGUCAUCAUCACGGGCGAAAUCAACCCUAUUUGCAGAGGAUGCAUCCUCUCUAUUUGGAGCAGACGAAGGCUUUUCCUCUCAAAACGGCAACAAUAGAAAUACCAGCAAUAGCCACGCUAGAGGUGUUGUUGACAACGGGGAUAACAGACACGACGACGGAUACUCAACGCCCUGGGACAUGCCAACACCAAGGAAAUCUGGCUCGAGACAGCAGAUUGUUAAAACUCUCCUACCUUCCACUGACGUCCCGGAGAGCUAUAUAGAUGCGUUUGACGCGCUGGUUGAGAAGUCUGGCGCUGCCGGAGGCGACGGAGGCAUCGGCGUUGAGGAAGCGAAAAGUCUUCUUGGAAGCACACAUCUGAGUCCUUCAGAGCAGGCAGGGAUUUUGAACUUGGUGACAAACAACGGAGCUCAGCAGAGUCUGGAGAGGAACGAGUUUAACGUUCUCCUGGCGCUGGUAGGGCUGGCGCAGGAAGGUGAAGAUGUCACCUUUGAUAGCGUUGACGAGCGCAGAAAGAGACUACCAGAACCCAACAUUCCCUAUAUUACUCGUGUGCAGACCGGAAAUGCUGGAAAUUCUGGUAAUGGAACAGUUGCUCGACAACCUACGGAAGAGCAGCCCGUUCAGAUACCUCAGACACGCCGUAGGCUACGGCAGGACUCAUUUGGACCGGAAGCAGACCCAUGGGGAAGCCCGGUAAACCGCCAGCCUGCCCACCGCCCCAACCAAGGUGUGUCGAACGGGUUCUCUUCUGCUCAUGAAGCUCCCGAACCUGAGGCAGCCUCGAAGCCCAACACCCGGACCGAACCUCGAAGUUUUGCUGGUCCAAGAUCAAACGAGUCAACCGGUGGCCCCUCAAGUGUUGGAUCUGGAUGGGGAGGCGGUGGGUUUGGGAACCCUUCGUCCGCAAGCGGCUUUGGAAACUAUGAUCAAGGCGCGUUGGGUAGCGGAUUUGGCCAGCCUGACAAUGGACAAGUCAAUUCCAGCCGUAAUGAUUUCUCAAGAUCGUUGGGUGAUGGUCAUAUAAGCAAUCCGGGGAUGGAGGAUGUAAUUACCAUCCAAAUGCUUCCUGAGAAGGAGGGCAUGUUCCUCUUCCAGCACCGCAACUAUGAGGUGAAGUCUGCGCGGAAGGCAACCUCCGUGAUUCGACGGUAUAGCGACUUUGUUUGGCUAGUGGACUGCUUACAGAAAAAGUACCCUUUCCGGCAGAUCCCAUUACUCCCUCCUAAGAGGGUUGCAGUCAAUGGCACUCACCUAUCAGCGGAUUCAAACUCCUUUUUGGAUAAACGUCGCAGGGGUCUUGUCCGCUUUGCUAAUGCCCUUGUGCGUCACCCGGUCUUGAGCCAGGAACAACUGGUUGUGAUGUUCUUUACAGUUCCCACCGAAUUGGCUGUUUGGCGUAAGCAAGCCUCGAUAUCCGUACAGGAGGAGUUUACGGAUAAACCGCUACCCCCAGAUUUGGAGGACUCACUUCCAUCUAACCUGACAGAUACCUUUGAUACCGUCCGCUCUGGUGUUCGCAGAUCAGCUGACAUCCAUAUAAAUUUAUGCCUCUUGAUGGAUCGGCUAGUAAAACGCCACCAAGGACUGGCCGCAGAGCAGUUCCGAGUCUCUCGAGCCCUUCACGCCCUUACUGAAAGCACAAUGGACACAUAUGCCGCUGAUACUAGUGAUGUCCUCCUAUUAAACAACGGCAUUAAUGCGACUGCCAAUCACCUGCAAACAAGUCAGGGGCUGUUAGAAGACGAAGCGAAGGCCUGGGAUCUGGGCGUCCUUGAGGAUCUCAAAGCUCAGCGUGACUGUCUAGUUGCUAUGCGAGACGUAUUCGAUCGAAGGGACCGCUUUGCAAAGGAUAACAUCCCGCAGCUAGAACGACGUAUCGAGAACAACGAGAAAAAGCUCCAGGCCAUCCGCGCUAAGCCUGAGGAGGCGGUUAAACCUGGGGAAGCAAAGAAGGUUGAGGAUGCUAUCAUUAAGGACAAGGAGUCGAUUGUCCAGCAACACGCUCGUGGAGUGUUCAUCAAGGAAUGCAUCCGCGACGAGAUACUCAUUUUCCAACGAAGCCAGUACCGAAUUAGUCUUCUGCACCAGGAUUGGAGCCAGGAGAGAGUCAAGUAUGCAGAACUACAAGCUGACAACUGGCGAGCUCUCACCGAUGUGGUCGAAGGCAUGCCUACUUCCGACUAA